AUGGCUUCAGGGAAUCUCACCUGGGUGACUGAGUUCAUUCUCAUGGGGGUCUCAGACCAGCCAGAGCUUCAGAUGCCCCUGUUCUUUGUUUUCCUGCUGAUCUAUGGGAUGACGGUGGCAGGGAACCUGAGCAUCAUCACCCUCACCAGCGUCGACUCCCAGCUUCAAACUCCCAUGUACUAUUUUCUCCGGCACCUGGCUAUCAUCAACCUUAGCAAUUCCACCGUCAUUGCCCCUAAAAUGCUGGUUAACUUCUGGCUUACCCAGAAAAGCAUAUCUUACUAUGGCUGUGCAGCCCAGCUGGGUGGAUUCUUAGUGUUCAUCGUGGCGGAGAUUUUCAUGCUGGCGGCCAUGGCCUACGACCGCCACGCGGCUAUCUGCAACCCUCUGCUCUACACGGCGGUGGUCUCCCCGCGGGUCUGCCGCCUGCUGGUGUCCCUCACGUACCUGCAGAGUCUGAUCACGGCCCUGACUGUCUCUUCCUGCGUGUUCUCCGUGUCAUUCUGCUCUUCCAACGUCAUCAACCAUUUUUACUGUGAUGACGUCCCUUUGUUAGCGUUGUCCUGUUCUGAUACCUUCGUUCCGGAAACGGCAGUGUUUACCUUCUCAGGGACCAAUUUGUUUUUCUCCAUGACUAUUGUGCUAACAUCCUACUGCAGAAUUGUUCUUGCCAUUUUGAGGAUACGUUCCUCAGAGGGACGGCGGAAAGCCUUUUCCACGUGCGCUUCUCACCUAAUGGCUGUCGUCGCGUUCUACGGCUCUCUCCUUUUCAUGUACUUGCAGCCAAGGACCAACCACGCCUUAGAUACUGACAAAAUGGCCUCGGUCUUCUACACCCUGCUGAUACCGAUGCUGAACCCUCUAAUUUAUAGCCUAAGGAACAAGGACGUGAAGAAUGCGUCGACGAGAUUUCUGAAUAACCCAUGCCAAUCGCUCAGACGAAUGUAA
Messenger RNA from Propithecus coquereli (Coquerel's sifaka), 948 nucleotides. RefSeq names its product olfactory receptor 8J2-like. The record is from RefSeq and is a predicted model, not a curated record. Lineage: Eukaryota; Metazoa; Chordata; Mammalia; Primates; Indriidae. Gene Ontology annotation, molecular function: odorant binding; olfactory receptor activity; G protein-coupled receptor activity. The coding region runs from base 1 to 948 and encodes 315 amino acids. Gene Ontology annotation, cellular component: membrane. Gene Ontology annotation, biological process: sensory perception of smell; G protein-coupled receptor signaling pathway. The transcript has a single exon.